CAGGAGUGUUGAAUGUUGAACGAUUUAAAUAUGAAUGUGGUCUGUUGUUUUAAAGUGUUUGCAGCAAGCGAUGUGCCUGUGAGCUCUCUGUGUAAAUCACGCUGUUGUUGUUGCUCUGCAGUCGAAGAGCUACAUGUGCAGCAGUCAAGGGAAGAUCCUGUGCUUCACACUCGACUUCGAGUCGGGCUUCUCCUGCUCCGAAAACAUCUCAAAGAAAACCAUCUGGAAAUACAAAUUCUCCCAGCUGAAGGGUUCAUCGGAUGACGGCAAGACACGAGUGAAGCUCCUGUUCCAGAAUUCAGAGAAUAAACAGAUCGAAAUGAAGGAGCUGGAGUUUGCGAAUCUGACGGCUGUGCUUCAUUGCAUUCACUCGUUCAUCGCUGCUAAAGUGGCCACGGUGGAUCCCGUCUUUGUCAACAAUCAAAGUCUGACGCAGAAGUACAUGUGCAGCAGCUAGAAACAUCCGUGUGUGACCAACACGUACAGUCUCAUCUGGUUCUCUGAUUUUAUGCACAAUAUAUCUAGUUCUUGUUAUUUUUGUACGAAUCUUCUAAAUUCAGAGCGACGUUUAAGGAGCACUUUGGGUAUGUUUUGGGUUAUGAUUUCUUUCUUACCUACUAACGUGUUCAAUCAUAUGCUUAAACUGAUUAUGUAGCAGAGCAGAUGUUGACAUACGGUUUUAUGAGUUGAUGUAUGAACAGCAUUUGACAAAUUUACAGGGCGAAACGGGUGAAACUGAGACUUCCAGCUGUAAAAUCAACCAAACUAAGAUGAAUACUUGUGUUCUUUUGCCCUUUUGUUUUCUAUUCAUCGCCUCAAACCUCUUCAUUUAGCACAAAGAGUAGUAACAGCAAGUCAUAUAUAUAUAUAUAUUAUA
Molecule: messenger RNA, 877 nt
Organism: Carassius auratus (goldfish)
Lineage: Eukaryota; Metazoa; Chordata; Actinopteri; Cypriniformes; Cyprinidae
Product: gamma-2-syntrophin-like
Exons: 3
Coding region: 134-457 (107 amino acids)
Cellular component (GO): intracellular anatomical structure; dystrophin-associated glycoprotein complex
Molecular function (GO): structural molecule activity
Source: RefSeq, a predicted model, not a curated record